AUGUCAUUUGGAAGCGGAGAUCCAAACGACAUUCCAGAUUUAAUCAUCGCUGUUAAUCAGCCGGAAAAACAUGGAUCAGGUUUAGAUGCUUAUGUCAGUUAUAAUGUCGUUACUAAGACAACAAGAACUGCCUUUGAUGCAGCGGAAUAUAGUGUUAGAAGAAGAUAUCAAGAUUUCUUAUGGCUUCAUACACGAUUAACAGAAAAUUUCCCAUUAGUUAUUAUCCCUCCAUUACCUGAGAAACAAGUCCUUAAACGUCUUGAUCGCUUUACUCCAGAAUUUAUCCAUUUAAGGCAAUUAGCUUUAGAGAAAUUUUUAGUAAGAGUGGCAAAACAUGAAAAAUUGACCAAUUGCGACGAAUUAAAAACUUUCCUUACUGCUAAAGCUUGGGAACUAACCUCGGCUAAAAAGCAAACAUCAGGCCUCAUUAAUAAAGUUGGUGGUAGAAUCGAGCAAGUCAAAAAUUAUGCUAGCUCCAUCAAGAUUAAAAAUCGAAAUAUGGAUUUUGUACUCAUGCACGAUUACGUUGUUAAUUUAUCCGAGAAAUUAACACAAAUAGAUCGUAUUUCUCAACGGAUUAGUAAAGAUCAGUCUGAUCUCAUGGAUCAACAAUCUGAAUAUGCACCUGUUUUCCUAAAUUGGGCUAAUUCUGAACAUCGUUUAGCGGAUUCGUUAACCGCUCUUUCUAAAUGCGUAGACAAGAAUAACAAAGCAUUAAAAGAAUUGGUUGAAAGCAGAGAUGAAAAAUUUGGUGAAAAUUUACAUGAAUAUGUAUUAUUUACCGAAUCUAUCAAAACUACAUUGAGGAAAAGAGACCGAAUUCAAGUUCAGCAUGACCAACUUGUCGAACAAGUAGCUAGGAAGACAGAAAAUAAGCGAAGAUUAAAUAAACAGGUUGAUGCAUCAGGAGAAAAAAUGCGUGAUGCCGAUGAUACAGUCAAGGCAGAAUAUGAUAAAUGGAAUGAAACCAAACGUUCCGAUUUGAAAGCGACAUUUAUCGAUUUUGCUGAUCGAAAUAUCGUCUACUUUCAAAAGGUGAGCCAAAUAGGAUAA
Molecule: messenger RNA, 1053 nt
Organism: Trichoplax adhaerens
Lineage: Eukaryota; Metazoa; Placozoa; Uniplacotomia; Trichoplacea; Trichoplacidae
Exons: 8
Coding region: 1-1053 (350 amino acids)
Molecular function (GO): phosphatidylinositol binding
Source: RefSeq, a predicted model, not a curated record